AUGCAUGCAGCCUGGAGUAUCCUCAUCCGUAGUCCACGAACACCCUUCAUCCGCAAUACACUGCUUAUCGCGCACCAUGCUUUUCCACCUCGCACUGCUCUUCCUUCACCCGCUCUCCGUUCCGCGCGGACUUAUGUCACGUCCACCGCCUGGGUGGACUAUAUGGCCGACAGCGCACUGGUGCGCGGCUGCGAGAAGAUCCUCCUGACCGUCCACGAGACCUGCGGGACGCCGUGGUGGGCGACGAUCAUCAUCAGCGUCGUGGCGCUGCGCAGUGUGGUGACGGUUCCCCUGGCAGUUUUGCAGCGGCGCAUCUCCGCUAAAGUCUCCAGUCUGAAACCCCAGAUGGACCAGAUUGCCCGGGAAGUGGCGCACGGUGUCAGUGUGCAGAGGCGCGCCAAGAACUGGACGGAACAGCAGGCAGCCUCUGCGUUCCGUAAACUCAUGAGCGUUGAGCGGCGGGAAAUGUGGAUUAAACACAACUGCCAUCCAGCCAAAGGGUUCCUGCUGCCGUGGUUCCAGAUCCCACUGUGGAUCGGUUUAUCCUUCGCACUGCGCAAUCUGUGUGGCGGAUGGGCCCAUCUGGAGCACCAGGAGGCGCGAAAGGAUUUCGCGGACGGCGGACUGUUAUGGUUCCGUGAUAUGAACAGUCGGGAUAGGAUGUACGCGUUGCCGGUAAUCUACGGGAUCAUGAAUCUGCUGUUGACAGAACUGUGGGUGGCCGGUAUGCCGGCCAAGCGGAGUCUACCUAUGAAAUUCGUCGUCUGGGUUGCGCGCAUCGCGUCGGUGUUCUUUGUUCCCAUUGCUGCAACUCUACCUGCGGCUAUUUCCUAUUACUGGACUAUGUCGUCCUUAUUUGGAAUUAUUCAGUUGCUUUUGUUUAUGAAUCCGCGCACUAUGCGCACGUUAAGGAUUCCGGUGAUUGACAAAAAUCCGGCUCCCUACCGUACGAUGUUCCGGAAACUCCUGCGUUUGCCGGUUCCUGCGCUACCAUCAGGCGCAGCGAAAUCUGUUUGA
Paramacrobiotus metropolitanus is the source of this 1017-nucleotide messenger RNA. Its product is annotated as cytochrome c oxidase assembly protein COX18, mitochondrial-like. The transcript has 3 exons. Gene Ontology annotation, biological process: protein insertion into mitochondrial inner membrane from matrix; mitochondrial respiratory chain complex IV assembly. Gene Ontology annotation, cellular component: mitochondrial inner membrane. Gene Ontology annotation, molecular function: membrane insertase activity. Bases 1 to 1017 code for a protein of 338 amino acids. NCBI's taxonomy places the organism in Eukaryota, Metazoa, Tardigrada, Eutardigrada, Parachela, Macrobiotidae. The record is from RefSeq and is a predicted model, not a curated record.